AUGCUAUCCAAGCUUGCUAGCUUGACCGGAGUGACAGCUCGGCGUCAAGUGCGCUCACUGAGCUCAUUUGAGAGUCUAGGGGUGGCGACCAACAUGAUGAAGGAUGGCUUGAAGCUGUUCCGUCACAAGAAGUUCGAAGUGGCGGUGAUUCUGCCGGACAAGACGAGAGCCCUGAGCCAACAUGAUCCCCGGGGCAUUUUCUUGAACCAGGCUAUCAAGGAUCUCCUGCAGAAAUCAGGCAUCGUUGACAACAGUCAGCUCAGCAUGUAUUAUUUCUGCGGACCGAACGGCUCCAAGGUACACCUUCUGACUGACAGAUGCUGGGGAACUUUCUUUGAGAAGUUGACCUCCGGUCGCCAGUAUGAGCUUCACAUUGACCUCGUGGACCCCAGACCGCCCGUGUUAGCCGCCAGCCAAGAUCCACUGGCAAGCCAAGCUCAACUUCAAAACAGGCCGUCAUCGCUGUCGGAGGUGAUGAAGGGCAUCAAGUCAGAGUUGUCCGCGCUGUAUCAUGAUACAUGGAAGCGCCUGAUCGCUAGUAGCGAUGCAGAUGAAACGGCAUUGGAGACGGUGCAAGAGAAGCUCGAGGGCUAUGGGUACUUCGAUUUCACGGACGAUCUGACCAAGCUUGUGGAGAAGCGCGGUGUUUCGAAGAAGAACUGGCAUGAGAUGGUUGAUGCGUGGGUCGAGGCAGGUCUGCCCCCCAGCAAGGCAAGCGAGUUCAAGUUGGCAGCCGAAACCGAGGAGGGCGACUCCUGUAGCGAGAUGUUCGAGAAGACAACAAGUCAUGACGGUGUCCAUGUGCGAAAAUUGCAUUAUCUCAGAAUCCAAGUCUUGCAGCGCGUUGAUGGUUUGCUUGACAUUCUCUUUGCCGUGCACAUUGCCACCGCCUACCUUGACAUGACAGCUCCAAAUUUCAAGAAGGCUACAGGUCCAGUAGCAAACAACUACUUCAAAAAGUAUAUGCGCUUGUCUUCCGCUUCUUCCUGGAAGGAAGAAGUUGCAUGCAAGCUGGACUCAACGAAGAACUAG
Messenger RNA from Symbiodinium sp. CCMP2592, 1032 nucleotides. NCBI's taxonomy places the organism in Eukaryota, Dinophyceae, Suessiales, Symbiodiniaceae. The record is from the annotation of a GenBank genome assembly.